Messenger RNA from Bombyx mandarina (wild silkworm), 669 nucleotides. RefSeq names its product homeobox protein vent1-like. The record is from RefSeq and is a predicted model, not a curated record. Lineage: Eukaryota; Metazoa; Arthropoda; Insecta; Lepidoptera; Bombycidae.
AUGUUUCAAAGCAUUCUUCUAUCAGAUUUGACACCACAUAGUAACACUUAUGAGCAAACACAAUGGGAAAAUGGCAUGCCAUUCACAGAAUCGUCCACAGUUCCGGAAUGCGAUACAAAAAAAGAGUCAAUAAAAACUGCAAGGAAGAAAUGCAAACGUUUACGGACAAACUUUACAUGGGAACAAUUACGGAUGUUAGAGAGUACAUUCGAGAAGACAAAUUACAUUCACGUAAGCCACCGGCGAGAGCUAGCUCAGAAAUUGGGCAUUGAGGAAAAAUGCAUCAGAAACUGGUUCCAAAAUAGGAGAAUGAAAAAGAAAAGGCAAUCUUCAGAGUCAAGUGAUUCUUUAGCUGAGCCAGAGACAAUGAUUCCUCAACCAUUGAGUAAUUCACCAGUAAUAAAUCCAGACUAUAAUUUCGUAUUACCUAGUAAUCACGGUGAGAAUUUGUAUGCAACUUCUGAUGUUGCCCAAACAUCAACCAAUUCACUCGAUGCAGAACUUUGUUACGACACCAAUAUGGACUAUACGUACACCCAAUAUUAUCCAAUUAAUACAUUAACAUACAACAGUUCGGUACAAGAUACGUCCUGUCAAUAUUACGAAAAAAAUAAUUAUUGGUGCCCAAACAAUUUCAAUAACUUUAAUAAUUUAAAAGAGACGAACUAA